AAGAAGAGGAAGAAAGAUGAACUGGUGCACAAGUUCAGCCAAAAAGAACAGGCCUUAUGUCUUUGUCGUCAGCGGACAGCGACUUGUUAGUGGUAGAGAGAUACGCAUUAAUUGGCGAUCUGGUUGUCUGGAAAUCGCCAUUUGCAUGGUACUGUGACUAUGCUUGAGUCGGAAAAUUAAUCAAGGGAAAGCCAGAAGAAUAAUCGUCAGUCCUCCUAUUGAUUGUUUGGAGGCGUGAGCCAUAAAAGAAGAAGAAGAAGAAGAAGAAGAAUCGUCAUUAAUGUCUGUUGAAUUGAGUUAGUAACCAGUAGGGAAGAAUUUAACUGAGUUGAAAAUCGGACAUCCAGUAGGCAGAAGAAGAAAAGAUUGUGUUGAAGCGUUUCGCUGUGACACGAAUUAGAUUCUAAAAAUGGCAGACGCGGACCUCAUAGUUUCUUGCCCCUACAAUCCAUCGCAUCGUAUUCGCAGAUAUAAACUUAUGAAUCAUAUAUCGAAAUGCAAGAAACAUAAUAAAAAGGAAAACAUGGUAGAGUGUCCGUUGGACAAGACUCAUAUUAUAGACAAGGAACAUCUCAGGGAGCACAUUGAAAUGUGUUCUAGUAUUGGAAGAGCGGCAGAUAUGGAUAUUGGAAAUAUUGAAGUAAGAGAUCCAGAUCCUCCUGUAGCUAGUGGUAGCUUGUUUUUAAAUGAAAAUUGGGCAGAGGACCCAGAAGUUCCGUGUUACAAUCCGAUGGAAGUUUCGGCUAAAAAGCCGGUGCUUCGAUCUGUCUCUGGAUUGUCAAAAUCAGAGAAAAGGAAAUUUAGGGACAAUGAACGAACGCGUAUAGCAAAUCUCAAAGGGCAUCAUUCUGUUGGUGCAGUCUUAGAGUCUAUGAACACGACUCGUGAGGCACCAUUAUAUCCAGUACGUCCUCCUCGUUCUUAUGCUACUGUAGCAUCAGAAGAUACUGCAGCGUCGCAAGCUACUGCAAAGGCACAAGCUACUGCAGUGUCCACAGGCACUUUACAAAAAGACUUUGAUAAAAUGAAAAUACAUGAAGAUGAAAAACACGAUCACGAUGAUGAUCAUACUGUAGGUGCUCGUGCUAACUUUGUUCCUAACUUUCGUAAUGAUUCAUUCCACAGAAUGUUAUAUGAUGAAUUAGCUCCAGAAAAUGACGAGAUUGAGCAAUUAGAACAGUCUCUACGUAACACUGACACGGCAAUUUCCUUAAAAGAUUAUUUCCAACAAGUUAACAGAGAAAAUGAAAGCUCUUCAAUUUCUAAUCGAAAUCAAAAAGAGAAAACAACAGAAGUAAGAGGUAAAAAAACUGAAAUGAAUGCAACUUCGGAACUGCUCAAUGUUGAUAUGAAGAAAGCAAGAGACGAACACAUUGCAAACACUUCGAGUGUGUAUAAUGAACAAGUUACCGAUACACUUCUAGCUUUAUUGAAAGAUGAAUCAAGAGCCAAGAAACAGUCUAUGAAUGACACUGUGAAGACUGAUCAAAUCGCUAAAAAUUUUGAUGAAAAAGGACCAGUACUGGACGAGAUAUUCAAUCAAUUCACUGAACGAUUAGCUUAUUUAAACGAUAUUCAGAGUACUGCUGCUGUGGAGAGCGCACGAGUGAGUCAACAACUGAAAGAUCUGAAAGAACUUCGUGAUCAGAUGGCUUUGAGAAAACGUAAAAUAAGGAUAGAAGCACGUAGAUAUGAUACACGUACCACAAUUUUCUCGCCAGAAGGAAGACUGUACCAAGUCGAAUAUGCUAUGGAGGCUAUAAGCCAUGCCGGCACUUGCCUGGGUAUAUUAGCAAACGACGGUAUUCUACUGGCAGCUGAGAAACGUAACACCAACAAGUUGCUGGACGAGGUAUUCUUCUCCGAAAAAAUCUACAAGUUAAACAACGAUAUAGUUUGUUCAGUGGCUGGUAUAACUUCGGACGCAAAUGUCCUGACAAACGAGUUGCGCCUUAUCGCGCAGAGAUACCUUCUUCAGUAUGGCGAAGCUAUACCUUGCGAGCAGCUUGUCUCGUGGUUAUGCGAUGUUAAACAGGCAUAUACUCAAUAUGGUGGAAAGAGACCCUUUGGUGUAUCUAUCUUAUACAUGGGAUGGGACAAAUACUACGGCUAUCAGUUGUAUCAGUCAGAUCCUAGUGGAAACUAUGGUGGCUGGAAAGCAACGUGUAUCGGGAAUAAUUCAGCAGCAGCUGUGUCGUCUUUGAAGCAGGAAUAUAAAGAGGGCGAGACAACUCUGAAAGACGCAAUGGCACUUGCUAUCAAAGUACUCUCUAAAACGUUAGACAUGAAUAAACUCACUGCUGAAAAGGUGGAAAUGGCGAUACUGACGCGCGAAGAUGGUAAAACAAAAACGAAAAUACUGCCAGCGAAAGAAGUGAACGCCUUAAUCGCGGAACAUGAUCGAUUAGAAGCACUGGCGGAGCAGGCGAAGAAAGAAAAGCAGAAAUCGUAGAAAUUUAUAUUAAAUAAGAAGAAGAUUAAUCCACUGUGGUGACAAAGUUUACUGUAUCAGGAAGAAAUUGA
Molecule: messenger RNA, 2523 nt
Organism: Trachymyrmex cornetzi
Lineage: Eukaryota; Metazoa; Arthropoda; Insecta; Hymenoptera; Formicidae
Exons: 9
Coding region: 410-2452 (680 amino acids)
Biological process (GO): ubiquitin-dependent protein catabolic process
Cellular component (GO): proteasome core complex; proteasome core complex, alpha-subunit complex
Source: RefSeq, a predicted model, not a curated record